AUGACCCACGCCAACCCCCAGUGGCCGGUCAGCACGUGUAAAUACGGCUACAACUUCAACAUGAGCAACGUGCCCUACAUGAUCAUGUUAUCGAUACCACCGCCGGAUUCUACAGAAAAAAACUCUGAAUCCAAUUUCUCAUUCUCAAGAUGUAACAUGUACGUUACUAAUUACACGGAAGUGUUGUUGAAAAACAUGACCCACGCCAACCCCCAGUGGCCGGUCAGCACGUGUAAAUACGGCUACAACUUCAACAUGAGCAACGUGCCCUACAUGUCCAUCGCUGCUGAGGAAGAAUGGGUGUGCGGAAAAGCGUUCCUCGGCUCAGCAGCUCAAUCGGCCUUUUUCGCGGGCAGUAUAAUCGGCGGUCUGAUAUUCGGCUACAUAGCCGACCACUACGGCAGAUUACCAGCUCUGGUCGCCUGCAACAGCGUCGGUUUCUUUGCCUCGAUCGCCACCGCCUUGUGCACGGAAUUCUGGUCCUUUGCACUGGCCCGAUUUGUCGUGGGCACUUCCUUCGACAAUUGCUUCAACAUCAUCUUCAUCAUCGUGAUCGAAUACGUGGGGCCAAAGUACCGAACGCUAAUGGCAAACAUGUCCUUUGGCAUCUACUUCGCCAUCGCGUCCGGCAUACUGCCCUGGAUCGCCUACUGGGUCAGGGACUGGAAGAUGCUGAGCGUACUGAGCGCGCUGCCGCUCGUCGUGGCCUUCGUCACCCCCUGGAUCGUCCCCGAGAGUGCCAGAUGGUACAUAACGAACGGCCGAGUGGACAAGGCCGUGGAGAUGCUGAAGAAGUUCGAGAAAGUGAACAAGAAGAGCGUGCCACCUGAG
Messenger RNA from Copidosoma floridanum, 831 nucleotides. Its product is annotated as organic cation transporter protein-like. Gene Ontology annotation, cellular component: membrane. Gene Ontology annotation, biological process: transmembrane transport. Gene Ontology annotation, molecular function: transmembrane transporter activity. NCBI's taxonomy places the organism in Eukaryota, Metazoa, Arthropoda, Insecta, Hymenoptera, Encyrtidae. The record is from RefSeq and is a predicted model, not a curated record.